CCUCUGCCACACGGCCUACUGCAAAAACAGCGGCAUCUGCACUCACAACCAGGGCCAGGGGCCCAUGUGCCAGUGUCCCGUGGGCAGUGAUUAUUGGUUCAUGGGCCCCCAGUGUGACCACAGAAUGACCAAGCAGAUCCUGAUAGCCAUUGCGUUCGGCAUCGUGUUCGCUCUGCUGGUCGUGCUGGCGGCUGUGGCCAUCGCAGUCCUGAGAAGGUUCAAGGUCGUGUUGAAUGAGGCGAAAAUGGAUCAGACCAGAAGCAGUUACAAGCGCUUCAGUCGCUUUGAUGAUUUCUCCAAUCAAUACCGGUCCGAAUCCUGGCUCAACUUCUCUGUGAAUUCUUUGGACAACCCUGGCUUCAGUAACUCAGACGAAUUGAUCCAUCUGCAGAUUUUGGACACCAGUUUUUACUCUUGCCAUGAAGAAUCAGUGACUGGGACAUACAGCAGCCAGAGGACUGGCCAUCAUGGUCAACCAGCUUUCAGACACAGUUUACAAAACCUGGAUGUUAGUAUCAGCAGCAUCAACGAGCACACAGGAGACUCGGGGAAAGCCAGCGAUAUGUCGGUCUGCAGCUGGCCUGUUGAACCCUUCCAGUGGUCACCAUUCCCAAUACUGUACCAACUCGGCAGGGACAGGCCGUUCAAAGCCAGAAGACCACACUCAUACUGUGAAGGGAUGGAACUUGUGAGCAUGGAAAGAAACUGGACGGCCUAAAUAGCAAUAGAAAACAUUCAGAAAAAUCAUCAC
Messenger RNA from Pristis pectinata (smalltooth sawfish), 751 nucleotides. RefSeq lists its product as uncharacterized. The coding region runs from base 65 to 718 and encodes 217 amino acids. The transcript has 5 exons. Lineage: Eukaryota; Metazoa; Chordata; Chondrichthyes; Rhinopristiformes; Pristidae. The record is from RefSeq and is a predicted model, not a curated record.